Messenger RNA from Solenopsis invicta (red fire ant), 786 nucleotides. RefSeq lists its product as uncharacterized. The transcript has 2 exons. Bases 343 to 702 code for a protein of 119 amino acids. The record is from RefSeq and is a predicted model, not a curated record. NCBI's taxonomy places the organism in Eukaryota, Metazoa, Arthropoda, Insecta, Hymenoptera, Formicidae.
UAUAUAUUUGAUUAGAAGUAUAUUCUAUUUAAGAUACAUAUUGAAUAAAUACAAAUAAUUGUAUAUCUCUAUUUGUCUUAAGAAUUGGUUAGCGACAUAGUUAAUAAUUAAAAUUGAAACCGUGACAUGGUUAAUAAUUAAAAAUCAGUUGUUGCAACUUUCUCCAAGGAACUUUUAUUACAGCAUGUAGUUCCGAAGCAUGUAAUAGCAUCACAAUGUACAAACGAAGUAGGAAAUCCCUGCUUAAAAUUAAGAUUUUGCGAUAAUACGAAGAGAAAAUGUGGAUCAUCCAAUAUUGAUUUAAAUAAAAGUUUCGGUAAAAAGGAAACUGUUAGAGAGAAAAUGCACGAGAAUAGUAACGUUGAAAAGCGGUAUGCGGAGUUUAAUAAAGCUUUCGCGAAAGGAUUUCUCGAACUCUCAUCGAAAUGCAGUGGCGUGUUGCUUCGUAAUUAUCUGAUAACGAAGAGGGAGAAAGUACCUAGUAAUGCAUGUUUACGUAAAAUCGAAAAUUUCUCCCCGUCUGGUAGAUUUUACAUGGAUCGUGCAACUGAUAAAUCUCACGAAUGUUUCUUCACGAGCAAAUGCAAUCCUUUGGUAUUCACCAAUUGGCAGGAAAUAUCUAGGCGGAAAAAUUGCAGAUCCAAAAGUGCAUUUACCACUAAUACCUCCAGUGAGCCGCGACGAACAGCCAAUCGCAUUUGACAUGCAAUCGGAGAAAGCCAGAUUUAAAGGCUGAUCUGAUAAAGUAUAAUCGUAUAUACUUUGUUAAAUGAUUUUUUUUUAUGA